UAUUGACAUCAUGCUUGUGUGCGCUCGCGCUGCUCUGCUGAUGUAGGAGGAGACGCUGCUGUCAUCUGUGAAAAAAAAAAAAAAAGUGGCAUAAUCAAAUUUUUAAAGGUAACGGACCUUUUUUUUUUUUUCGCCAGAAUUUUUUCUACAUGAUUUUAUCUUCAGGAAAUGUGACUGAGGACUUUCAUGAUAUAGAACAACAAACGGAAAUGUUCUUGACAUGAACACCAAUUAUUUGUGAAGCGAUUCGGAAUCAUUUGAUCUCCGUUUGAAAGGGGUGGACAAGGCUGGAAAGAGGGGGAAAGUGGAUGUCGCGACUGAGCACUCUGUCCCGUUUUCACCGGGACCCGUGUUGGUGGUGAACCGCCGCGGUGCCGUUGUGGGAGUGUCGCACGUACGCGAGGAUAGUUUGCCCUGGAUUUUUCAAUCAUUUGCGAGAUAAGGCUCCCGGACCUCCUCCUCCUCCUCCUCUUCCUCUUCGACGCUGCCCUCCCUUCCUCAUCCUCAUCUUCCCGGUUUUUCCUUCCUCUCUUACCUCCGUGAUUUGCUGCGGUCCGCACACGGGGUAGAGGCUCGCGCUCACCGCGAGAGGACUGAAACCAGACCGCGAAGCGCCCCUGCCCCCCUCAGAUCAUCUCCUCACCUCCCUCUAAUUUCCUUAAUAUUUUUCCUCGGAGUUGGAGGAUUGGGGGGAUUUAUUUCAUUGUUACCCCCCAUUUUCAACAAACAACCGGACUGAGUGAUAUUUUUGGAGUGUUUUCUCGUUUUUUGAAGCCCCCGAAGAGGCCGGGCUGUAUACAGAGAAGCAGUGGGGAUGACUUUAGAGUCGAUGAUGGCCUGCUGCCUGAGCGAAGAGGCCAAGGAGUCGAAACGAAUCAACGCCGAGAUCGAUAAGCAGCUGCGCCGGGACAAGCGCGACGCGAGGCGGGAGUUGAAGCUGCUACUGCUCGGUACGGGUGAGAGCGGUAAGAGUACAUUUAUCAAACAGAUGCGUAUCAUUCACGGAACCGGCUACACGGAUGAGGACAAGCGUGGCUUCACCAAGCUGGUUUACCAGAAUAUCUUCACAUCCAUGCAGGCCAUGAUCCGCGCCACAGAGAACCUGAAGAUUGGCUACAAGUAUGAGCAGAACAAGGCAAACGCCAUGCUGGUGAAGGAGGUGGACAUUGAGAAGUUGGUGUCAUUUGACCACCCCUACAUUAAUGCCAUAAAGAUGCUGUGGUCAGAUCCAGGCAUUCAAGAGGCGUACGACAGACGCAGAGAGUACCAGCUGUCAGACUCCACAAAAUACUAUCUAUCCGAUCUGGAUCGUAUCGCAGAACCCUCCUACCUUCCCACCCAACAGGACGUGUUGAGGGUUCGAAUCCCGACCACGGGGAUUAUUGAAUACCCAUUCGACCUUCAGAGCAUCAUUUUCAGGAUGGUUGAUGUAGGAGGCCAGAGGUCAGAGCGCAGGAAGUGGAUCCACUGCUUUGAGAACGUGACGUCUAUCAUGUUCCUGGUGGCUCUGAGCGAGUACGAUCAGGUUCUGGUUGAGUCGGACAACGAGAAUCGUAUGGAGGAGAGCAAGGCUCUGUUUAGGACGAUAAUCACAUAUCCAUGGUUCCAAAACUCCUCGGUCAUCCUCUUCCUCAACAAGAAAGAUCUGCUAGAGGAAAAAAUUUCCUACUCUCACUUGGUCGACUACUUCCCAGAGUUUGAUGGGCCCCAGAGGGAUGCUCAGGCCGCACGGGAGUUCAUCCUGAAGAUGUUUGUGGAUCUGAAUCCUGACAGCGACAAGAUCAUCUACUCACAUUUCACCUGCGCGACCGAUACAGAGAACAUCCGCUUUGUGUUUGCAGCAGUGAAAGACACCAUCCUACAGCUGAACCUGAAGGAAUACAACUUGGUGUGAGACGUGCGACGGUCCGACACGAUCACAUGAUCAGCACAGAACAGGCACCUACAGAGUGUGCGCACACCUACGUCCACACACAACAGUCAUAUACAAACACAUAUACACCCAUGUACAAACACAUUUACACAUUCAGUAACACAUGGCUCUUGAGAUUUUCCUUUUUUCCCCCAGCUUCCAGAGUUUUCACUUUCUGUCCAGCGGAAUCGUAACGGACAGCUUAUCAGUUUUUUUCUUCGCCAAAGUCUGUCCGCUCCUGCCCGGCAGCUUUCGUCAAUGGCCUCUUUCCCUUUUAUCAAAUUUGACCACCAAAAAUGUCUCGAUUUUGACAGGGUGUUAGACUCUGACUUGCUGCUCCAACAUUCCAAGAAAGUAUUCCAAGAAAAUGUUGGAUUGGCAAAGCUGUGAUGAGCUUGUGGACGGAACAAUCUGCGAUCCGCUGGCCUGAAAACUGGAAGUGACGUUCCUUCCCGUUCGUGUACUAUCACUCUCUCCAGUCACGUCAUCAGUUCCGAGGAUGUCUCGGAAUUCUGCCUGGAAGAAUUGAAAAUGUGUUUCCACAAAGAAGAAAAACAAAACAAAAAAAUAUAUAUAAAAACACAACACAUUUACAUCAUUGUUCACGGACACAAGGACAAGUGCUGUGGUGCCAGAAAGUUCCGAAGGGAUCCAUUGGAUCUUUCUAGAAUUCAGAGGAUUCUGGCGGAUUCUAGAAUCCAGUGGGUUCCCGUGGGAUCCACUGAUGGUGUGGAGAUCCUUUUUUAUUUUUUUUCGCAGAGAUGAUAAUCUCAAUGAGGCUAGUCUUCAACUUGCAUCGAUGAAUGUAAACUUCAUGUAAGAGCAUCGCAAAUGCAAAAAAAGACAAAAAAUAUAAUGAACGAAAAUAGUGUAAGAAUGCCUAUAUAAGCAAAUCGACACAAAGCACGAGAGAGAGAUGAAACUAAUUAAAUCUGUGUAUAUUGCUGAGAUGAUCAUUUUAAAAUACUUUUAAUUAUAAGUAACUAGCUACUUCUACUGCUAUCGAAUAUAAAAUAUAUUAUAAAAGCAGUCGAAUAAAUGAUGGGUAAGAGACGUUACAGAUUUUUAAAUGUGUGUGCGACAGGAUUAUAUACAAGCGAUAGGUAUUUGUUCUGCAGAUUUCCUCAUUUAACAUUUAAAAUGAUUGCAUUGCUUCCUUCCCCACCGUUUUUAUCUUUUGUAGUCUUUCCUUCCUCCCCGGUUACGUUUUUAUUUUACGACAGCAGCUGUCAGCCUAGUUUCAAACUAACGGUAGUUUUGCGACUUGCAGUCGUAACGCUCAGAGUGCGCGAUUAGUUUUUAUUUCACUCAUGAACAGAUACUAUAUCAGUCGAGAACCUGGGUUGUAGACGACUCCCCAGAUGUACACAGUCCAUUUAUUGUUUACGCAAUUUAAAAAGAAACUGUCAUUGUAACGUUUCGGUCAAGAAUGGCAUUGCAGAAAAGCAUUUAUGUGCAGUCAAUUGCAAGUUAAUUGACUGUGUAUAUUUAUAUUUGUAAAUACGUAUACACAUUAUUGCUUAUGUACAAAACGUCUGUGGUACACUAUCUUUGGCAAAAUAAGAAAAAAAAAACGUUUUCGUAAUUGUGUACGGUUUUAUUGGUUUUCUUAUGAAUUACAAUAUUAUUGAUACUGUGAUUCUUGUUUUACUUUUACAUUUUUACUUUUAUUGUCACAAUGAAUACUUCAAAUAAUAUACACAUAGCUGUACCUAACAGUAAAAUGUGGAGGACAAACAUGAUAAAAACAAUUUACACGUACAGUUAUGAGCAAUAGUCUGAGAAAACCUAAAGCAGACUUCCAAAAAAAACGUUUUGUUCAACAUCACAGGGAAAUAUCUAAGUGGGAUAUUAUUCCUCGACAAUUUUAUUAGGAGAUCGGAAACAGCCUCCUCUAGAGUGUGAAUGUUAUAUGAGAUAAAAAAUAUGAUUUUUAAGUGAAAGAAAAAGAUUAAUUAAAUAGAGAACAUUUUAUUUAUAUAAUUUAUGGACCAGAUCUGAAGUUGUUGAUAAUUUGAAUGCUAUUGUUUUCUCUUUCUAUUUGAAGCACUCCCAUGUUAUGAGACAGAAAUAGUAGACAAGUGUCUGUACUGCUGUAUAAACCUCCGUUAUGGGUAAAUUAAUCAACUUUUUUUUAAAUCUUCAUUUAAUUUUUUUUAAUAUAUUUUCCCCAAACAUAAUUGUUGCCAUUAUAUUUCCACACAGUUAAUUGUACUAUAUAUAUAUUUCACUUUUCACUUUCCUACCUUCUUUUUUUUCUUUUUUUUUCAUUACAUUUCCGAAUUAUGUUUAGGUGCAGUGCUUAAAAACAAACAUAGGAAAUGUACCAUAUGAAACUAGACUGCUUAUUAUCUGUGAUUGAGGAUCUAAUUGGUCUACGCUUGCAAGUAGUGACUUUAUUUUACAUUCUAAUUUUAUUUGGUUCUUCUAAAAUUCAUGGCUUGUUUCCUUCAUUGUGUAUGUGAUGCACAGAUAGAAAAUGUUCUAAGGUUAUUUUACAGUCGAUCUUUUAUACAGGUGAUGUCUCAUUCGUUUUCAUCAAGGGCUGCAAAAACACGUCGAACCCCACACGAAAAACUGAGACAAGGCAGGAAUGAACAAUUGGUCACAGCUUAAAGAUCAAAGUGCAAUUCGGUACUCGGUCGAAUGAUCUGAGAAAUUAGUUUUUUGUUGUACGUGAUCAGUUUAACCAGUGAUUAAGUAUUCAGAAGUACCAUCAAAUUCCCAUUCCACCAAAUUAUAUGUAUUAUUCACUAUUUUAUCAGCUUUACUGCCCGACUUACUGCCAUGGAGAUCAGAGUCUAUAUUAGAGAAUCAUGCACCUAAACAAGGCAUACACUUUCCCAAAUGCUAUCUUAAUGCUAGCUUAAAACCUCACAUGUUAUUUGUAAGCUGAACCCAUGUAAUUCAGUGUUGAUGUGGGGUUUGGAAAUGUCACAUUUGUAAAUACGGCAGUGAUUUCUGCUCUUAGUAGUUCGUAGUUAGAAAAGUUUGAAACUGAUGAUACAAAGGAAAUUGUGGCCACUGAACAGUCAAUAACUUAAGAGGUAUUGGACAGACUUGAGACGUAUUUAGACACCAUAGUGCAUCCUGUGGUUGUACAUUAUUCACUUGACGUAUGUCUCUCUUUUAAAUGUUUGGCUCGUAAAGACCCUUUGCUCUUGUAUUCUGUCAGUAAUGCUGUGGAAAAAAGUGUUAAUGGUUGCUUUGUUGUAUCUGAGGUUUGGAAGCCAUUGAUUGUAAAUGCAUUGCUCCUACAAUGGGAUUUUGUUUAGUGCAGCUUGAAUUUCUUAAUGCACUUUUUGUUUUUAUUCGUGCCACAAGGUAAAUGCCUAAAACACUUGGAGACUGGUCUGAGCAAGCAACGCAACACUAACAGUUCAAGCUUCACAUAUCACUAUCUUCAGAGUUGUGGGAAGGUUUUUACAUAUUCAAUGAGCCAGUUCCAGAGUUCUCGUGUUGACGUUCCUCAAAGAACCUCUACCUCUGUGAACCGUGUGAUGCUUUUGGGCAUUGUCGGAUUGGUAGUCACGUGACAAGCACACUUCUUAGUCUGUAGGGCACAGUCGAUUGAGGUUUAGAAGCCAAACUUCGCAAGGCGGGUGAAACAAUAUUGGAUCUUGCCAACAGUCGCGAAGUUCAUCUAACUCCUGCUUGUAAUUUUUUUUUUUUUUUUUCUCAACAUUUGCCAACCAACACCUCUAAGUCUAAUAUUCUUUGUUGGCCAACUUCCUACGGGUUCAGUGAGGGUUAGAUGAGAAAUAGCAUCUGUCCUGCUGUUUAUGAGAGAAUUUUCGCAAUGGACAAGUGAAUAAACAUAUCAUUUUUGAGGGCUUUGGCAAUUCUUAAAGGCAUGUAGUCAACCUUUUCAGAUAGCACAGUUGGGGGGCUACUAUAUAUACAUUUAAGGGCAUCUACACACUUACUUUUAGGCUAGAAAUAUACUUUACGUGCACAAACGUGGACACAGAUGCUUACAUUGCAAGCACGCUGUCUCAUUGAACAUACUUAACACGAGUUCUUGCAUUACUGUGGCGGUAACAAAUCUCAGUAUUUAAGGAGGUGAUGGAGUUUCCCUCAAAUGUUUUUGCCAAUUAACUGAAUGUUUUAUUCAAGUAGCUAGCUAUAAACAUUUCUGCUUAAUAAAAUUUACUCAGCAAGAUUCUCUUCAAACUGUUGCUUGAGAGUAUUUAAUCUGAAAGAAUAAACUUGCCGUAGCAGAAAACAGCUUACGCUACGUUGUGUAAACACUGAGAAUGCAGCAUGUACUUGCUGUGCAUUAUGAAUUUCGGAAUGCAAUGAAACACAAUAUCAAGCUUGCUUAGCUAAAAGUAUUUGAAGCGAUUUUAAUGGGAAUGGUACAUCGCAAGAACAUGGAGGAACAACACAAUGUGUGUUGUGAAAGUGACGCUGUAUCAUGUGACCAAAAGUCGACAAAAUCUUAGCUUUUGCUGCAACGCGCACUGACGUAUGCAUCCGUUGACAAAUGUCUUUUGGGACUUUAUGCAACAGCUGCAGAUGGGACGGCUACAGUUACCUGAUGUAAACUGAUAAAUCACAUAGCCAAGACACUCAAAAAUCAUUAAGCAACGUAAGGUGGAGCGGAGCAAUCGUUCAUUCAAGUAUAAAAGAAAUGUAAUUUAAAACAGCAAGAGAAGGGUUGCUUUUAAUGUUAAAAUAACCUACUGUCAGAAGAGAUUUUUCUCUUGUACGAUAUCAAUACGUCAAAAAACCUAGAUAUUAUUGAUUUUAAGUCUAUUGUAACCAAACGUUUUAACAUUUAUUUCCCUAAUCUGUCACAUAGCACUGACUACGGCAAAGUAGCGAUUUUCCCAUUGUAGACCAUUACGGUACAAUAUCAGAAAGUAGUGAAUUAAAGUUGCACAUGUGCAGUAGAAUGCAGAACACCGUAGCCGUCCCGUCCGUUAAAGUUUUCAGAGAAACGAGUCCAUUUGGGCUUUCCACACCCUCAAAACAUACCUUAUGAAUUCUCAUCCUUCAGACUUUGACAUCUGAGCUUUCUGUAGCUUGUAGAGUGCCUACACACUAGGGAAAGCUCCGACAGAGUGUUUGACGCAUGGGAAUGCCAAAGGUCCGUUUGGAAGGCAUGUCCCACAGAGGGAAGAGGUGGUCACGGAUAGCAGGGAUGGCUAUUUAAUCUUUUAUCUUUUUGACAAUGUACCAGUAAACAUUGAAACUGUACUCCAGUGUCUCUCUCCACAAUUACUCUCUUUUUAGCCUGACAGAGAAGGAUAAUAGAGGACAGAGAAUGAAUACACUGCAUGCAUGAGUUUUUGUCCACCAAGUUUUUUCGAUUUCACAGCGCAGCUAGUCCUGCCUCUGCGAGAUUUCCAUUGGUCAAUGGAUGCCUACAUCAGAGUGCAUGAGAAGGAUAUACAGUGGCUGCAGUUGGAGCUACAAAAAGGGGCGGGAGCUUCAAACCGCCAGCAAAGAUAUCAGGAGCCUCUAUCAUAACCCUUUCCCACACCGGGUGUGGAAGUGACGCCCCCUUUUGAAGUGACCACUCCCCCUUCUGGAAGAAGCCUGCCCUCUUUUGGAGAUUCCACCCCCAUUUGGAGAUCUCUGGCCUGCAGCUAAACCUACUUGGAGUGCGUUUCAGCACACGUUUAAAUGUUCUCAACUUUUGGUCACAUGACGGAGCUUCACUAUCGUAAACGUUUUUUUUGUUGUUUUUUUUUACCCUCUACCUUCCUUCCGACACACCAUUCGCAGUGUUCUCUGAUGCAGCGCAAACUCUAGUGUGUAGGUGCCCUAACAUGUUUUUGAGUGCGGCCCAGGGGCAUAAAAAACAAAGGCUCUUUGUAUUUCCCUGAGCGCUCUCUACUGUAGUACAGCUAUCAGAAAAAGACAAAUCUAGUAUGGUUGCAAUAUGAGUCAGUCGUUCAUUGCAUUUGAAUGCAUGUUUGACGUUUAGAGGGCCUCCUGUUGAUGUUGAGUUAAAUUUGUGAGAAGGAUAUAGCCGCAGGCUGAGCUCCAAAAAGGGGUACAAGCUCUAAACCGCCAGCAAAGCCCCUAACCUAAUCCCUUCCCUAACCUUGGGUGAAAAUGUCGUCCCCUUUUGGAGCUGGCCCAACCUCCUCCUGGAGUAACCCCACCCCUUUCUGGAGUUACCCAACCAUCUUUUGGAGAUUCCGUGGCCAUUUGGAGAUCUCCGGCCUGCAGCUAUACCUACUUGAAAUUUGUUGCCCAAUUGCAGACAGAAGAGCGAGAUAGUUACGUUAUUUCCAAAUAAGCAUGUAUACUGGUACAGAAAGAUGCAUUAGCGUGAAUGAGUUGAAUUGAGGUUCGGACCCAAAUGAAAGAGUCAUUGAAAUUUGAUUUAUGUUUUUCCUCCCUUUUUCUUUGUUAUAAUAUAUUUUCUGAAAACUGCUAUGUCCAGGACCACAUAAAUAUUUUAUCUUUCUUUUUUACCACAUUAUGAGGUAGAUUUUGUUUGGGGGUUUCUCUUACUUCCAUUCUUUGCUUCUUUUUACCCUUUUAUUUUGUAAUUAUACCAAAUGUAAUUGUUGUAUAAUAUUGUGCGUGCCAACCCCCUUCUCUGAGACUGACUCAUAACAAGUGCCAAUUGUUGUCCAAAUCACAUGCGGACUGUGAAAUUAGACACGGUCCCCUUUAAAAAAAAAAAAAAAAAAUGAGUAAAACACUAAAUAAAAGAGUUAACAGUUUUACUUUUGUAUUUAAGUUAGAAGAUAAACUGCUGUUGUUCUCUUUGCUUUUUUAUUUUAAGGAAUUGUAAUUUUUAAAGCAUGUGCUCUUUGUCCAGGUGGGCGUUUUGGGCUCAGAUAAAUACGUUAAUGUCCUCGAGACGAGGAAACAUAGUGGAAAUUUAUUUACAACAUUCUCGCCAUAUUUUUGUCGUUUUUAUUUGUAUUUGUUUCAUUUCAACCACUGUUGCCUGAACCUCAUUCAAACUUGGAAAUGAUUUUCAUAACCGCCUUGUAAAAAAACAAAAAUUAUAAAGUAUCUGUUUUAAAUUUAAAUAAAUUUGUUCCUAUACUUGCUGA
Myxocyprinus asiaticus (Chinese sucker) is the source of this 8937-nucleotide messenger RNA. RefSeq names its product guanine nucleotide-binding protein G(q) subunit alpha-like. The transcript has 7 exons. Bases 815 to 1894 code for a protein of 359 amino acids. Gene Ontology annotation, biological process: action potential; adenylate cyclase-modulating G protein-coupled receptor signaling pathway; phospholipase C-activating dopamine receptor signaling pathway. NCBI's taxonomy places the organism in Eukaryota, Metazoa, Chordata, Actinopteri, Cypriniformes, Catostomidae. Gene Ontology annotation, cellular component: heterotrimeric G-protein complex. The record is from RefSeq and is a predicted model, not a curated record. Gene Ontology annotation, molecular function: G protein-coupled receptor binding; GTPase activity; G-protein beta/gamma-subunit complex binding.